This is a messenger RNA of Glycine soja, 1254 nucleotides long. RefSeq names its product protein SODIUM POTASSIUM ROOT DEFECTIVE 2-like. Bases 574 to 972 code for a protein of 132 amino acids. NCBI's taxonomy places the organism in Eukaryota, Viridiplantae, Streptophyta, Magnoliopsida, Fabales, Fabaceae. Gene Ontology annotation, molecular function: metal ion binding. The transcript has 3 exons. The record is from RefSeq and is a predicted model, not a curated record.
CUGUAAUUGAAUAUUAUAGUAUAUACAUAUUCUUUUCCUCCAGCUUGGGCUAAGUCCCAUCACAUUCACACAUAAAGUUUGUCACUUCCACUUCCCUUCCUGUGAUCCUUUUAUUAUCUCUCAUCUUUGAUCAUGAAUCAUGUUUCUCCUCUUCUGAUACGUAGUAUUUGGUUCUUCAAUAGCUAAAACAGUCAAUGAGACGCUUCUCAAACCCUGUUUCUCCUUUUAUGACACUAAAUGGUUGGUAUCUUGUGUCUUCAUUGAAUUUUAGUUUGGUCAGUGUUUUAAUUAGUGGUUCAUCACAUGACAAGUUCCAAUCGCACUGGGUCUCUUUUCUAUUAUUGUUCAGGAUAAAUUUCAUUGGGUUUUGUGCAGUUUGGUUUUCCCAAUACAAUUUGACCUUAAGCUUCUUUGUUUUUUCCUCCCUCUCCUCCUUAACAUAAGGUAUUACAGCAAACCAGCUGAUAUGGAUUUUGUGUCAUUCAAGUCAUUGGUUGAGACUUGAGCAAGGGAGGUUAGAGUUGUGAGAGCAGAGAGGUUCUUUCAGUUCAGAUUUGCCAGUAAAAAGUUGAAAUGGGGAAACUUAGUUGGAUGUUGGACAAGUUCUGUAUUUCUUCUUGUUCAAACACCUGCUUCUGUGUAAAUUCCAUGGAAUUUGAAGAUGAGUUUGAGAGUAAGCCUUUGAUUGCAAGUGACAGUGAUCAUAAACUAAGGCUGAAGGAUGUAGUUAAUGGAAAGCAGACAUUGGCUUUUCAAUUGAAACCCAAGAUAGUGAUAUUGAGGGUGUCCAUGCAUUGCCAUGGCUGUGCAAAAAGAGUUGAGAAACAUAUCUCAAAGCUGGAAGGAGUGAGCUCAUACAAGGUAGAUCUGGAAACCAAAAUGGUAGUGGUUUGUGGCGACAUUCUCCCUUCAGAAGUGUUGGAAAGCGUAUCCAAGGUUAAAAAUGCAGAGCUUUGGAAUUCUCCAUGCUAAUUAAUAAGGAAAAAUUAUGCACAAAACACCAUCGGCCACAACAGAUUCCACAAAAGUCAUUUUUGUAGCUAUUAUUAUACUGAUAUAAUAUAAUAAUGCUAAUACCCCGCGUCAUGUUCCAGCAAUUCUCUUGCACGAAAGAAAAAGAAAAUUAAAGAAAUGCAUUCAUUAAUGUCUCUCCCUCUCUUCAGUACAUUUGGCUUUGACAUUGAUGGCUAAAAAUUUCACUGUUGUCAAGUUGCACCCCAAAAAAAUUUAGUGAUCUCUCUAUUCUUCGUUUUA